AUUGCGCGCACACAAGUGAUCAAACAGUAUUCUAUUGGCUGCCCUAGUGAUCAGUUGAUUUUUAUUACGUUUUUGAAUUCUAUAUAUAACAAAUAUUGUUUGAAAUUUGAUUUUCUUCGAAAAAUAUGGAGAAAUCGGAUCUAUCGCAAAUUCCCACUCAAUUGAUUCGCGAUACAAUUUGUGAACUUAUCGAAGCAAAGCUAAAUACAAAAAACUAUGAAGUGACUGUAAGUUCAGCAUCGAAAGAAGGAGAAAAUAACUUUGUUGGCGUUGUUUACCGAGUAUCAUUUAAUAAGACCGAUGACACGAAUUCAUCAUCAAAACUGAUUGUCAAAGUUGCUCCACAAAAUGUUACGCGCCGAACUCAGUUUCGAUCACGAAAUUUAUUUCUGCAGGAAAUUUAUAUGUACAAUGAGGUUUUGCCAUCUUUUCGUCAAUUUGAAGGGAGCAAAGGUGUAACUGCCGCUGCAGAUUGUUUCAGUGAAUAUCCGAAGUGUUUUAAAACUAUUGACGAUGAGCCAAGUGAAUGUGUUUUACUUGAAGAUUUAAGUGCACGUGAUUUAAGUAUCAUUGAUCGUUAUAGUGAAGAAGUUACUGCCGAUCAUGUUUAUUUGGUCAUGAGCACGUUGGGUAAAUUUCAUGCAAUUUCAUUUGCAUUGAAAGAUCAAAAGCCGGAAAAAUUUCAUGAGCUCGCUUCAAAAUUGAAAGAAAUGUUCAUAGAUCCGGACGAUCCCAUGUUUCGAAUGUAUUAUGAGAAAUUUACCGAGAGUAUUUUUAAAGUAUUAGGCAAUGAAGAGGAUGUUGAGCUAUUGGCCAAAAUGAAGAAACUUUUUGAGAGACAUUCAAUUGAUAUUGCUGCCGACUGCCUUAAUCUUGAAAUGACAGGGUCAGCUUCAGUGAUAUCGUACGGUGAUUCCUGGCAAAAUAACAUCAUGUUCGGAUAUGACAUGAAUAAGAAACCAAAAGAGGCAUGCUUUUUAGAUUGGCAAAUAUCGCGCCACUCAUCUCCAAUCAUUGACAUUGUUUACUUUAUGUUCUGUUGCACCACAAAAGAAUUACGAGACGCACAUUAUGACGACUUUCUGAAGGCAUAUCAUGACAGUUUAUCAGCACACAUUCGAAGAUUGGGUUCGGAUCCAGAAAAACUCUUUCCAUUUCCAUUGAUGCAGGAACAUUUUCGGAAAUGUGGAAAAUAUGGUUUGAUUAUGGCAGCCGUUCUACUCCCUAUGAUAACAAUGGAAAGUGGAAAUGGUAUUGAUUUAGAUGAGGCUGCCAAUUCAAUGGCAGAAAAGCACGAUACGGACGCAUUUGAUGAUUACUUUAUCUCAGUGAAUUCGCGAAAUAAAUUCAACAAACGUAUGCGAGACGUUGUUGCUGAUAUGAUUCGCUUGGGUUACGUUUGAAUUAUUUGCAAACAAAUUCAAAUGUUGUUGUUUAAAUUGAUCAUUUGAAAUGGAAUAAGUUACACUUGUUUUUUGUGAUUUUGUUGUUUGCAACAUUUUACAAAACACAACUUAGAUUGGCGCUUGUUAAAACGAUUUAUUCCAUUAACAUAUGUUAUUUUAGGAUUUAAGCACAUUUUGUAAACAGUUUUGUAUUCAUUCCGAAGUUCAUUGAUCCCAUAGUAGCACAUUUGUUGUAUAUGACGUUAUGCCAUAACGAUCACAAAAUCGCUUUUAUGGUUUCAAGGUUUUUUCUGUUUUGUAUAAAGCUAGGUGUGCUAAUAAUACACACGGUGUUAUAUUUGUCACUACGCUUGCACCGUAGACUAUGAUAAUGAUACGGAUAUUUUAAGAUGACGUGACAUAAAUUGCUAUUUUACUAAAAAAAAAUGCGAAUCAUAUGAUUCUCAAUUUUUCACACUUUUUUAAAACAGAUUAUAAUUUUCGGUGCAAUUUUACACAUUCAUUCAUUGUGAAUAGGAUUUUGAGUGCUACAUUGACAUGCUCGAUACUUCUGUUUUCAUAUUAAUUCAUAAAUUUACAGCAAAAAUAAAUAUUUUUAAUAUGAAGAAUAGAAAACUUUGACGGUUACACGAGGAACUAAACUUACAUCCCAUCCAUGCAAAUGAAUGUAAUAAAUAUUGUUUAUGAUUUCAAUUACUAAAAGCUGUUCAUCGCAAAUUGCGAUUUGCAAUUAAUAAAUCCACGCAAACAUUUUUAGAAUAGUUUAGUUUAUGCAAUCAGACAAUAAUGUGAAAACAAAUAAAUCAAGAUUUCAAUAAAUUAA
Molecule: messenger RNA, 2229 nt
Organism: Contarinia nasturtii (swede midge)
Lineage: Eukaryota; Metazoa; Arthropoda; Insecta; Diptera; Cecidomyiidae
Exons: 3
Coding region: 126-1403 (425 amino acids)
Source: RefSeq, a predicted model, not a curated record